Messenger RNA from Aspergillus brunneoviolaceus CBS 621.78, 1009 nucleotides. RefSeq names its product frataxin family protein. Bases 181 to 846 code for a protein of 221 amino acids. Gene Ontology annotation, molecular function: iron chaperone activity; ferroxidase activity; 2 iron, 2 sulfur cluster binding. Gene Ontology annotation, biological process: intracellular iron ion homeostasis; iron incorporation into metallo-sulfur cluster. NCBI's taxonomy places the organism in Eukaryota, Fungi, Ascomycota, Eurotiomycetes, Eurotiales, Aspergillaceae. Gene Ontology annotation, cellular component: mitochondrion. The transcript has 2 exons. The record is from RefSeq and is a predicted model, not a curated record.
CUUUCCAUUUCUCCAUUCGCCAUUCUCCAUUCUCCAUUCUCCAUUCUUAAUCGGUAGUGCUCUCUUUUGCACUGCACUUCAAUCCUCUUGCUCAUUUCGUGUCUCGUCCGUCUUGCUUUUCCGGCUAGUAAUUCCCACUCAAAGACAAUCCAAUCCAAACCAACUAAACCAUCAUCAAUCAUGUACUCUCGAGCCUCCCGGGCCAUCGUGGCCGCCGUCGCUCGUCCAGCUCUCCGCACCGGCGCCGGUGCUCACCUCGCCCCAGCAGCAGCAGCAGUUGCUUCCCUUUCCUCGCAACCCCCAGCUUCCACUUCCACAUCUCGAUUCCUUCUUCCGCAAAGAAGCUUCCACUCCACCCCCUCCACCCGCAAAGGCAUCUUCCCGGACUCCGCCGACCCCGCGGCCCCGAACCCGCAAUCGCACAAUGUCGCCGGCGCCGCCGCCCACGUCUCGGAGCCGUCCCCAUUGACCGAUGGGCAGUACCAUGACUACGCCGAGCACUACCUGAACACCGUUCUCGAGGAGGUGGAAUCUCGUCAGGAGGAGGGCUCGGAGAUUGAGGCCGAAUAUAGUGCCGGAGUCAUGAACGUCACCGUCCCCGGAGUCGGUGUAUACGUGCUCAACAAGCAGCCCCCCAACAAGCAGAUCUGGCUGAGUUCGCCCAUCUCCGGCCCCAAGCGGUUCGAUUGGGUGCUCGAGGGCGACCAGAUGCAUGAGAAGCAGGACUCCCGGCCGUUCGCCAAUGGGCAGUGGAUCUAUCUGCGUGAUGGCACGAAUCUGACCGAUCUGUUGAACCAUGAAUUGACCUUGAACCUGCCGAAGGAUAUCUACAGUGAGUUGGAUUAGGGGAACGGUUGUACUAUCGGGAAUAUACGGAUUGUUCGUGGCUCUGAAGGAAUGAUUUUACGGGGUGGUGUUUUGUGACUAUAAGAAAGGAGUCAUGUAAAUUAUUGACUGCGCUAGGGAGAAUUUCUGGAGACUUUUGCUUUUUGUGAUUGCGACUGUCAAG